This is a messenger RNA of Phaedon cochleariae (mustard beetle), 1946 nucleotides long. Lineage: Eukaryota; Metazoa; Arthropoda; Insecta; Coleoptera; Chrysomelidae. The record is from the annotation of a GenBank genome assembly.
ACAGUACCACCUGAACGCUCAACAGACCAUCACAUAUUCAUUACUCCUUUUUUUAUUUACUCGGGAUUACUUCAGUAACAGUUAUUAUUUAACAUGAAAACAAAGUAUUCUUCUCCUCUAUUCGAGUACGGUUUCAACUGAUGAUUGUGGGGACAAUGCGUGAUGAGGAAUGAGGAUAGUGGCGUGCCAUGAGAAAACUUUGUUUUACAGACGAAUAGGUACUUUCAAUUUUGAGUUGAAGUGAAUUCUCGAUAUUACGUUAGAGUUGGAUUUGAUUUGACCUGUACCGAAAUGUAUGGCAAACGCUUACCCAUCGUGACGGCAUCCAUGGCUGUGAUAAACAUUUGUACCUGUGCCAACAUCCUCAUGAUCACCAUGGGAGGGACGAAAUCCCACAAAAUACCCUUUUGGGAAUUGGCUAGAGGAUUGAUUCCAAGGGGGCACAACAUCACGUUCAUCAGCGCUUUCCCAGCAGAUUUUUAUCUGUCAGGGAUGGAAGAAAUCACCCCUGCCGGGUUGGUAUUCUACGUCAGGAAUUUCACCAACUGGGACCUGGUUGGGGCGAGGAUGAAGGGCGAGGAACCAGUGCACCCAUUGGAUAUGGUUCGGUAUGCCUAUGAGGCCUGUGAAGUGUUGCUUUCCGACAUGGAAACGAAAGACUUCCUCUAUCAACGCCACAAAUUCGACCUGCUCAUCCUAGAUGGCGCUUACCCGGAAUGUGCGCUCGGACUGGUGCAUCACUUCGAUGCUCCUUUUAUGUACAUCAACACCGUCGGUUUUUAUGUGGGAUCCCUAUCUCUGGCAGGAAACCCUACGCCAUACUCCAUCACCCCAUUUUUGGCUAUGUCGGUGACAGACAACAUGAAUCUGUUGCAGAGAACGCAGAAUACUUUAUGGCAUCUGGCCGCGAAUGCGUUGCAUUCUGUCAUGGUACGCUAUAUCUUACAAGAUGUUGUGAGAAACCAUUUUGGCAAAGAUGUGCCACCACUCUACGACAUGUCGAAAAACGUUAGCUUUAUCUUGCAGAAUGGUCAUCCAACGAUGACAUACCCAAGGCCUUAUCUUCCAAAUGUUGCUGAGAUAGCUUGCAUUCAUUGUAAGAGGGCAAAACCUCUUCCUGUGGAUCUAGAGGAAUUCAUAAGAGGAUCUGGCGAAGCAGGUUUCAUCUAUUUUAGCAUGGGCUCAUCAGUAAAAGCAGUGAACAUGCCAAUUUUCUUAAGAAAAAUGCUCAUGACCGUUUUCAGAAAACUACCACAACGAGUUUUAUGGAAAUAUGAGGCUGACGAGGAUGAUUUGCUGGAAUUACCUUCAAACGUCAAGCUGGGAAAAUGGUUACCACAACAAGAUAUCUUAGGACAUCCUAAGCUACGUGCUUUCGUCACUCACGGAGGCCUUCUGAGUAUGUUCGAGACAGUAUUCCAUGGGGUUCCAGUAGUGUCUCUACCAGUAUUUUGCGACCACGACUCAAAUGCCGCGAAAGCAGAAGUCGAUGGUUAUGCUCUGAAGUUAGACUUGUCCACUUUAACUGCUGAUAAGCUACUUUGGGCUAUCAAGAAGGUGAUACACGACCCGAAAUACCGAGAAGAGGUGAAGAGACGUCAGAAUCUUCUGAUGGAUCAAUCAGAAACUCCUCUACAUAAAGCAGUGUAUUGGACUGAAUAUGUUUUGAGGCACAAGGGUGCGAAACAUCUACAAUCACAUUCAAGGCAUCUUGGGGUUAUCCAGUAUUACAUUUUGGAUGUUGUGCUACUAUUACUCAUUGGUGCUAUAUUGCUGUAUUAUAUUGUUAAACAGGUGCUGAAAUUGAUGUUGCGAAGUUUCGUAACGAAUAGUGUUAGUGCGAGUAGAAAAAAUAUCAAAAUCGAUUGAGGAAAGAGGUUGUUAUGUUGUUUGAUUUUAUGUGUAGGUUUUUUGUGAUUUGAUGUAAAUAAAUGUGUGAUUGAGUG